CGAAUACAGUGCCACUUUGCGUGCGUCUGUUGCAUAGUCUGGUACCUGCUGUCCGAUUUGUCCGUUAUGCGAUCAACAAAGUCUGUCAAAUUUCCCCUUUUUUGAGUUCCGGGGUACUCUUGGGCAGAGUGAAGUGGGUAUAUGACAACAACUGAUAUUUACCACUAUCUAUAUUUAAUUCCGGCUGCUUAAAUUACAUAUUUUAGAAAAACAGUGUAUUAUAUUUUGAGUUCCGGCAGAUCAGGCAGAUCAGGCAAUUCCGGAUUUUACCCACACCCCCUAGUUGGGAAUUAAGUUGCGGGGUAGAAAACAAGUCAUUGAUGAGACAACUCAAAGGAGGAGUGCCAAGCAAGACAAGUUGACAGGUGAAGUUGACAUUGACUGACACUUGAUGUCAGUAACAAAUGUCACUGUCAGUGACGACUGAUUGAGACUGACUUGAUAAUGCGAUCAUCAUCAUGGCCGAGGACCAACUCUUCUUAAUCGAUAGCCUGCAAGAUGAGAACUCUAGCUCUACAUCCGAUUCCAUCCAAAAACAAGACCCUCCUCAGCUCAUCUCCGUUCCCAUCACAGCAGCCUCCGUCUUCCCUCCUCCUCCUCAGACAGAGCCAAAGAGCUCUUCGACAACAAGCAAUGGCAACUCGAUGCAGGUGAUGACAACCAACAGUAUCCAGAAUGCUCACCUAGAGAUUGAUCUGUCGCAAGAGGACGUCCCUUUGGGAGGAAACCUUCUCACUGACGAUGACGACGACAAUGACGAUGAUGAUGAUAAGAAUCAGCAGAUUAAGAAGCAGACAAACGGAAAUGUCAAGUUUGAGCAGCCCAGUCAUCAUCAGACAUCUGUUGUCAAACAUCCGAGACUCAAAAAAGCAAGAAUGAAAACCAAGAGGUUUGUCGAGCAUCUAGCUGUCAGGCUGAUUGGUGUUGGUCUUGUGAUCUUCGACAUCAUCAUUGUCAUCUUAGACAUUGUAUUGAACCCUCAGAAAGCAUCCACCAUGGAAGCCUAUGACAUCAUAUCCGUCACUGUGUGGUGUUAUUUUCUUCUAGAGAUCUCCCUGAGAAUAUUUGCCAAGGGAAAGAAGUUCUUCCGAACGAAACUGGACAUACUGGAUAUGAUCAUCAUUAUCGUAACAGGAUCAGUCACUCUGGUGUAUGUGUCUGUGGAUUUGAGUGGAAGUUAUGUCAAGUUGGUGGUUGUGUUUCGUGUUCUUCGUAUCUUCCUGUUAUGUAGGCUCCUCAGUGAAAGGAAACAUGUAUCCAAAGCAACAAGGAAAAUGGUGUCCCAGAAUAAGAGGAGAUAUAAAAAGGAUGAUUUUGACUUGGAUUUGACUUAUAUUACAGACAGAGUCAUUGCGUCAUCUUUUCCUUCGUCUGGAAGGCAGGCUUUAUACAGAAACCCAAUUGAAGAAGUGGGUCGAUUCCUGGACACCAAACAUAAAGACCACUACAAAGUCUACAAUCUCUGCAUUGAGCGUCACUACGAUGAGUCCAUAUUCCACCAUAGUGUCGGUCGAGUUCUCAUUUUCGACCACAACGUUCCAAAAUUAAAGGAUAUUGUGGAGUUCUGCGCUGAUGCAAGGAGAUGGAUGGAAGCUGAUGGAAAAAAUAUAUUAUUUAUUCACUGCAAGGGUGGGAAAGGAAGGACUGGGUUGGCAGUCUGCUCCUGGCUGUUAGAGAGUGGUCUGUUUACAACAACAGCUGAAUGUAUGGAUUAUUUUGGGAAUCGGCGGACAGACUACACUGAAGGGGACAUGUAUCAAGGAGUGGAUACCCCUAGCCAGAGUCGAUACGUGGAUUACUUUCAAAAGAUAAAGUACAGACUGAAUGGACAGAUCCCAGCUCCAGUGCCAUUGACCAUCAGCACCAUCAGGAUUCAAGGAAUUCAAGGUGUUGGUAAAGGAGAUGGAAGGGAUAUAUGGAUGGAAGUCCACUCUAGCAAUGCACCAGUCUUCAGCUGUGAUUUCAGACACAACAUCAAUUGUAAUGUAAUGUAUGACUUUGACACUGACUCGUUGAUAAUUCAAGUCAAGGAUUCCCCCGCCUUUGCCGGUGAUGUAAAGAUCAAGUUUAUAUCUGCAAACAAAAAAAUUCCACAAGCCUACGACGACUGCGCAUUCUUUUUCUGGUUCUACACAGGCUUCAUCAAGGACGACAGGCUUUUCCUUCAUCGGAGGGACCUGGACAACCCACACAAGGCAGAAACAUGGAAGGUUUACAAAGAAACGUUCGCUGUCGACAUCAAAUUCAACUCGGUCCAGGAAAGCGAUGCCUGAUUCGCUCACCAUUAUGAUGUGGUCUUCAACUCUUAAAAGCUCAACACUGGAGUUUCAUUAGCCCUUUUCACACUACUCUGUUCCCCGGGGUUGCAUUUUCAGACAAUGAUUGCUCUACCCCUGGUCUGCCCCUGUCUGCCCCUGUCCUGCCCCUGUCUGCCCCGGUCUACCCCUGUCUGCCCCAGCAACUGGGCAUACCGCAGGAGCCACCCCUGCUCUGGAGUAGGUGUAAGAGGUAAAAUCCUUGGGGUAUUCUUGAAACGUGCAACCUGGACCCUGUGGAAUAGGGACACAGUGUGAAAGAGCAUUGGGGUAACCGUGGGAUAAACAAGUCCUGGGGCUGUAUUCCAUACGGAUAAGGGAUACAGUGUGAAAAGGACUUUUGUCUUAUUAUGAUCAACAAGUUGGCUUCAUACUUUUUUUUGCAUAAUUUUGAUUGACUGAUGAGGCUGUUUGAAAGUGUAUACAUAAAUAUGAUGACAAAAUGAUGAUGUCAUUAGUUGGUUUUUGUCCCGACACUCGUUUCCAUUGUUUGACCCCCAGCAAUGGUGGUUAUGCAAUGGGUAUAUUGAUAGUAAGUAUGUCCCUAUGGAGGCAUUAUCAUUGAAAACUGCAUGCGUAAUAAAGCACACUGUAUUCUUGGUUGUUUGUGUGUAUACGUUUUCAAAAGAUAACUGUGUAAAGACAUAGGUCUAGGCAGGCCUAGAUGCUAUGAUCGUCAACCUAACAAUUUGCAUGUUUGUUGUGGUUGUUGUUUGGUAUGUCUGAAGGCUGAAGGGGGAUGGGUUUUUUUGGCUUCCUUUUUUCCCUCAACUUUGAAAACAUAUUCUCAACGGAUUGGAGUCACAAGUAUUAUUUCCAAAAAGGACAACAAGUACUUAUUUUAUCACCCACAUUUUAAAGGCAGUGGACACUAUUGGUAGUUACUGAAAAUAAUUAUUCGCUUAAUACCUUACUUGGUACGA
Asterias rubens (European starfish) is the source of this 3238-nucleotide messenger RNA. Its product is annotated as phosphatidylinositol 3,4,5-trisphosphate 3-phosphatase TPTE2-like. Gene Ontology annotation, cellular component: cytosol; membrane. Gene Ontology annotation, molecular function: monoatomic ion channel activity; phosphatidylinositol-3,4,5-trisphosphate 3-phosphatase activity. Bases 459 to 2273 code for a protein of 604 amino acids. The record is from RefSeq and is a predicted model, not a curated record. The transcript is spliced from 17 exons. NCBI's taxonomy places the organism in Eukaryota, Metazoa, Echinodermata, Asteroidea, Forcipulatida, Asteriidae. Gene Ontology annotation, biological process: dephosphorylation; monoatomic ion transport; transmembrane transport.